AUGAAGUUCUUCCAUCUCUGGCCCGUGGCACUCUCAUUGUGCUCCGCCAUCGUCAUCCCCGAUGAGCAGGUCCUCGGUAAUAUCGCAAAGAUCGAUACACACCACAGGGAUAGCAAUAGCCAGAGGGAGUCACCAUCGUUCUUCGGCUCCAUCCAUGAUGUCGCAAUUGACUUCCGAAACGCCCUGGAUGAAGCCCUCGACUCCGCCUCGGACGCCGCCUCGGACGCCUUCAACACCGAGCGACUGCAGACCAGCGCCUUCGAGGCCUCCUCCUGGAUCACCAACUUUUUCAAGUAUCCCAUCGACGCAGAGAAUCUGCCAAAGGACCUCAGGCAGCUGCCCCAAUAUCUGCAUCCCCGUCGGCCCCUCCCGCCUCACCACCCGUCCUUCAACAAGACCAUUUACGAGCUGAUCAAAUCCAGCAAGUACACCACCAUCCUGGCCAAGAUCAUCGACGAGGACGAUGAACUCGUCCAGUUCCUGAACAGCACCAAGGCAAACCACACCGUCUUCGCGCCCACCGACAAGGCCUUUGCCAAGAUCCCGCAUCACCACUGUAGGCAUGACCAUGACCAUGACCAUGACCAUGAUGAUGACAACGACGACGACGACCAUAAGCACCACAAGAUUCCUAAGGAGGUGAUCGGCAGAGCUUUCCGCUACCACACCGCACCAGGCCGCUACUCUGCUUCAGACAUCUUCCACAGCCAUACCAUCCCGACGAUUCUGAACGAGUCCACCCUGGGUCCCGACCUUCCGCAGCGGCUGGCCGUCCGCGUGGGAUGGAAGGGCCUCAAGCUGAACUUCUACAGCCGCAUCAUUGCCGCAGACAUUGGCGCCACAAAUGGCAUCAUCCACGGCAUCGACGCCAUCCUCCUCCCGCCCCCAGAAACGCUCACCCUCCUCACCAUCAUCCCCUCUGAAUUCAGUACCUUCACCCUGGCCCUGCACAAGACCGGCCUCGCCGCCACCCUCAACGGCACCGCCACCCCGCACCACCACGGCGGCACCAUCUUCGCCCCGUCUAACUCCGCCUUCCACCGGCUAGGCUUCAAGCUCAACGCCUUCCUCUUCUCCCCGCACGGCGAGAGAUACCUCCGCGCCCUACUGCAGUACCACAUCGUCGCCAACCGCACCCUCUACUCCGACGUCUUCUACACCGCAGACGGCAAGAUCGAGCCCUUCGGCGUGAAGGGCUUCACCCACAUUGAUCUGCCCACCCGCCUGCACGGCCGCAAGCUCGCCGUCGACCUCGCCCGCUUCGGCCCCUAUGCGUCUCUGAAAAUCAAUGGCUUCCAGCGCGUCGCCUUCGCGGAUGCCCUCGCCAAGGACGGCACGGUGCAUGUCGUCGACCACGUUUUGAUCCCGCCCCGGAAGGUCGAUGGGUCAGCGCCUAAUUGGACGGGUCAUGACGAUGAGUUGACCGUGGAGGAUCUGAAAAGUCGUCUUGGAGAUUGGUUGGACGAGGAACAGGAACAACAACAGGAGAAGCAGCGAGAUACAGUGGGUGUGUUGGAUGAUAUGCUGGGACAUACAUUUGAGUUGUAA
Molecule: messenger RNA, 1548 nt
Organism: Aspergillus clavatus NRRL 1
Lineage: Eukaryota; Fungi; Ascomycota; Eurotiomycetes; Eurotiales; Aspergillaceae
Product: fasciclin domain-containing protein
Exons: 2
Coding region: 1-1548 (515 amino acids)
Biological process (GO): macroautophagy
Cellular component (GO): fungal-type vacuole membrane
Source: RefSeq, a predicted model, not a curated record